AUGGGCGAGGUAGUAGCUGAGGGGUCGAGGGACAUGGUUGGGUUCCCAGAGGGAAGGGGCUGGCCUCGCGCGAGGGUGGAGGACGGUGCAGAGGUAUACCUGAAGGCAGGGACGGCGGUCUGUGCAAGGACAGAGGAGAGGGCAGCGACGAAGGUCUGUACGAGGACAGAGGUAAAGGUCUGUACGAGCACAGAGGUAAAGGUCUGUACGAGGACGGAGAUAACGGCGGUCGGUCGGUUAACCGAGGAGGACGCGGCGAGGGGUGACGAGGCGGCGAAGGCCAUAACAGCGGGCGCACUGGGUAGGAGGGGCAGCAGACGUAACGUGGACUGA
Molecule: messenger RNA, 333 nt
Organism: Morchella sextelata
Lineage: Eukaryota; Fungi; Ascomycota; Pezizomycetes; Pezizales; Morchellaceae
Exons: 1
Coding region: 1-333 (110 amino acids)
Source: RefSeq, a predicted model, not a curated record